AUGCCCGCUCCCGAAACAUCCCAUGAGACGCGUCCGGUCCUUGGACAUGUCAACCUCAUGGUUGACAGUUUCAUCGCAAACGCCGAGCUCGACGACAUGCGAGCCGUCAUCCGGACACUGCUCGCCACCAGUCCCCCCAGCGUCACUGCAACAUUCACAAAUGCCGCCCGCCGCCGCCUAGAAAAGAUGAACGCAAAAUCCCUCUCCCCCUCCACCCGAUUAUUCGUCAAAUCGCUCGACGGGCUCACCCGCCCGACGCCGGAGCUAUACAGCACGCUCGGGCGCGCGCGCGCCCUGUACGGCGCGGGCAUGGGCUUCGCGAGUCUGUCACUCCUGACGGAGGUGGUGCACGCCACGGUGGGCGCCGUGUGGGACGAGGCGGGCGAGAUGGCGGAUGUGCUGGCCGCGAUCGACGCGGACGUCACGCAGGCGAUCCAGAGCGCGAAGGAGGAGAUGGCCAGUGGGCGGGUGACCGACCCGGGGGCUGCGCGCGCGGUCGUGGGUGCGCUGCAGGAUGCGCUCCAGCGCAGCGAACGGGACACUGAGAUCUGGGGUGGCGACUUUGCGUUCGAACGCGGCGCCGUGAGUGUUCAAUAUUGGAAGUUCUGA
Molecule: messenger RNA, 609 nt
Organism: Laetiporus sulphureus 93-53
Lineage: Eukaryota; Fungi; Basidiomycota; Agaricomycetes; Polyporales; Laetiporaceae
Exons: 3
Coding region: 1-609 (202 amino acids)
Source: RefSeq, a predicted model, not a curated record